AUGACUGUUUCAGCUACAUUCCCCUCCUCAUCAGUCACACUGAUAGAUUCCUACGAGUCGUCCACAUUCAUGUUCCUGGUGUUUGAUCUGAUGCGACGUGGGGAGCUCUUUGACUACCUGACGGAAAAAGUAACCCUGAGUGAGAAGGAGACCAGGUGCAUCAUGCGAGCGCUGCUGGAGGCAGUGACCUACUUGCACGCCAGCCACAUCAUCCACCGUGACCUAAAGCCUGAAAACAUCCUCAUGGACGAUCAGCUCAAUAUAAAGCUCUCCGACUUUGGGUUCUCCUGCCGGCUGGAGCCAGGGCAGAAACUGCGGGAGCUGUGCGGGACCCCUGGGUACCUAGCCCCAGAGAUCCUCAAGUGCUCCAUGGAUGAGACACACCCGGGCUACGGCCAGGAAGUGGACCUGUGGGCAUGUGGUGUGAUCUUCUUCUCCCUGCUAGCCGGCUCGCCCCCGUUCUGGCACCGCAAGCAGAUGCUGAUGCUGCGCAUGAUCAUGGAGGGGCACUACCAGUUCAGCUCUCCGGAGUGGGAUGACCGGUCUGACACCGUCAAGGACCUGAUCUCACGGCUUCUGCGGGUGGAGCCGUCGGAGCGGCUGACGGCAGAGCAGGCCCUGCAUCAUCCCUUCUUCGAGCGCUGCGUGGGGCGCCCGGUCCGGAUGUUUAGCCCCUACCGCCGGUUCAGGGUGCUGGUGUGGACGGUGCUGGCCUCCAUCCGCAUGUUCAACAACUACCGGGUGCGCACGCGGCCGGUGACGCGGGAGCUGCUGCUGCGCGACCCCUACGCACUGAAGGGCGUGCGCAAGCUCAUCGACGCCUGCGCCUUCCGCAUCUACGGCCACUGGGUGAAGAAGGGCGAGCAGCAGAACCGCGCCGCCCUCUUCGAGAACCUGCCCAAGGCUCUGCUGCUGGUCCUGCUGGGCGCCGAGGGCGAGGGGGUGGAGCUGGGCCAGGGCGAGAGGGCGGAGCACCACUGCAGCACCACUGCUCCUCUCCAGUAG
This is a messenger RNA of Chelonoidis abingdonii (Abingdon island giant tortoise), 1005 nucleotides long. NCBI's taxonomy places the organism in Eukaryota, Metazoa, Chordata, Testudines, Testudinidae. The record is from RefSeq and is a predicted model, not a curated record.